ACUAAUUGUCUCAACCAAUUUGUUGAAGAAAGAAAAAUAAGAAAAAAAUAUGGAGAAGGCAUUUUCACUACUGGUUUUCAUCAUAUUCUUUAUCAUGCUUGCUUCCGUAGAAAACAAGGUGAAGGCGAAGACAUGCAUGGAGCGUCUGGAUCAUGGUCUUUGCGAGCGAUGUACUGAGAGAUGUAAGGCCAAGCAUGGACCAAAAGGCGAAGGCAGUUGCGACAUCAAGGCUCAACUAUGCUAUUGUUUUUACCCGUGUCCAACUGGUCCGCAAUGCUAUGGUGGAGCUGGCUUGUGUGGUCCAUGUGGUUCUCCUUGUUGCAACCAACAGUGUGCGGAUAAGUAUAACCAAGGAACUGGAUUUUGUGACAACAUUGGCCAUUCUAAUUUGUGCAAAUGUGAAUAUCCUUGCAAAUAACUAUUUCAAUUUUUACCAAAAAAAAACUAUUUCAAUUUUUCUAUA
Molecule: messenger RNA, 463 nt
Organism: Capsella rubella
Lineage: Eukaryota; Viridiplantae; Streptophyta; Magnoliopsida; Brassicales; Brassicaceae
Product: defensin-like protein 183
Exons: 2
Coding region: 50-418 (122 amino acids)
Source: RefSeq, a predicted model, not a curated record